CCGGAACCUGUAUUAUGAAUUGAUAUGUGCAGCGUAAGCGUCUACUGUCUAUGAGUUAAACAGCUCCUGUGACUUAUUAGUAUAACUAAAUGUAUUUUCCCCAAUGCCUUAUGAUACUUGAAUAAUUUUUUACUUAGGUUAACGCAUUGGCGAACUGGUACAGGUUCUUGAAGCAGUUGUGAGAGUUACAGUUCAACAUUAUUUCCCUUGCAACGCAGUAAUCGUUCUUGUUUCUAGGAAACUCACGGGAGGGCAAAAAAUAACUUUUGGUUUGGAAAAUGGAGGUCUCCGAAAGAGCAGACGGGGAAAACGUCUUGGAUUUGUCGCGGCUCAGUUUGGAAAGCCUCACCCUGGAUAACGUGAGCGAAGAGCGGAAGAGAGAGACCCAGCAGCUUUUUCUGACUUACAACCGAUUCACGGUGCUGCCUGCCUCCGUCAGCCACUUCUCCAACCUCCGGUUCCUCGACAUCAGCAGCAACGGGCUGGCGUUCAUCUGUGAGGACAUUCUGCGACUCACAAAACUGAAGACCCUUGUGGCCAAGAACAACAGGCUGGACGAGUCCUCCCUGCCCAAGGACUUCGGGACCAUGUCCCUGGAAGUGCUGAACUUCAGUGGGAACAGGUUUGAGGAGGUCCCGAGUCAGUGCCUGGAACUGCAGUCCCUACAGUCCCUCUCGCUAGGGGGAAACAGACUGAGAACCAUCCCCGCAGAAAUAGAAAAUCUCACCAGUCUGGAGCUGCUGUACCUCGGAGGCAAUUCCAUCGCCACCAUCCCUCCUGAGCUGGCCAACCUGCCUCACCUCAGCUACCUGGUCCUGUGUGACAACAACAUCCAGAGCAUCCCCCCACAGCUCGCACAGCUGCAUUCUUUGCGAUCCCUGAGCCUCCACAACAACCUGCUCACGUACCUCCCCCGCGAGAUCCUCAGUCUCGUCCAGCUGCAGGAGCUCAGCCUCCGCGGCAACCCGCUGGUCGUGCGCUUCGUCAAAGAUAUGACCUACGACCCUCCCUCGCUUCUGGAGCUUGCGGGCCGCACCAUCAAGUCCCGGAACGUCCCUUACACCCCUUGGGAACUGCCAGGAAACCUGGUCAGGUACCUGGAUUUAGCAAGCAAGUGUCCCAACCCGAAGUGCGGAGGCGUCUACUUUGACUCCUGCGUGCGUCACAUCAAGUUUGUGGAUUUUUGUGGAAAAUACCGCCUGCCACUGAUGCACUACCUGUGCUCUCCCGAGUGUACUUCUCCCUGUAGCUCCAACCCACAGAGUGAUGCGGACUCGGAGGAUGAGUUCAGCGUUCCCGCUCACAGGAUGCAGAAAGUCCUUCUGGGAUAGGAAGUGUGAUUCAGACUGAAGGCGUCCUGAUCGUUUCCCAAGGCCAGACUGCUGUUGUAAGAAAAAUUUACAACGUGAUGCAAAUUGCUUCCAGCUCAAAGGAGAAUUGUGUUCAUGGACAGUGGGUGAAGUUUUGGGGCUGUCACAGUCAGACUUUCCGAAGCCUGGGGCACGUGUACCGACAGUGAAGACUCUGCACUUGCAGUCAGCCUUUGUAUUUCAGCCCUACGUGGACGGCGUAAGCUUGAACAUUCAAGCAAACGCUUUCUGGCACGAAGAGGAGUGAGUGUGAGAUGGGGAUCUUUAACACGGAACUGAGGUGCACCCCAGUUGCCAGCAAUUACGAUAGCUGCAGUCGCAUCAGCUUGUCGAGAAAGUACAAAGGACAUUUUGAACAGUAAGAGGUAGCAAAUCUUUAAAAAUUGACAAAGCACUACCCCUGGACCCGGGUAGCUGUCACUGCUGCUGGGACACAUCGUUAUCAAGUGAUUUCAGAGAAAACUUUAAUCUCUGACAAGCAUGCCUGUCAGCAAUUUACAUUAAAUACACCAUUAUGCAUUAAUCUUAACUGCAAAACAAUGUCCUACGUGUCCUCUAAAUAGAUUAGAUACAUUGUAAAUCCCUAUUAAGUGCCUGGUUUCUACUGUUUAAACAGACAAUACUGUAACAUUAUGAAAAAGGAUUUACAAAACAUAACAGUAUCUUUAAACUGUCAUCUUAAUUUAUGCAGUGGAAUUAUUACACAAUGUGAUUAUUUUGGAUAAACACUUUCACACUUAUUUAAGCAUAUUGAUGUGUACUGAAACAGGAUUAACACAAAUUGUACCUAUUUCUAAUCUGUUUAAUCAUAAACUCAUUUAUGUUUUAGAGCCCAAAGUGGUUGUAUUCUAUAACAUUCAUACUUUCACAAAAAAGAGCUGCAACAUUUUCAGUA
Lepisosteus oculatus (spotted gar) is the source of this 2265-nucleotide messenger RNA. It is a transcript of the gene lrrc58b, whose product is annotated as leucine rich repeat containing 58b. Gene Ontology annotation, molecular function: protein binding. Gene Ontology annotation, biological process: signal transduction. Lineage: Eukaryota; Metazoa; Chordata; Actinopteri; Semionotiformes; Lepisosteidae. The record is from RefSeq and is a predicted model, not a curated record.